CUUCAAGGAGGGCAGCAGUGGCAGUCCAUUAGGCUUAUCACCAAUAGUGAUAUUAAGUUUUCGGCGGUCGGCUUAAUUGCAAGCAUUCCAGUCGUCGACAUUGACAAUUUACCAGGUAAAUUUCUGUCCAAUGACGAGAACUUAAAUGAAAUCUGGAAGCUAGGCCUGCCUUUGCGGCAUGCGAUGAGGCGGAAACCCAAAAGGUAAUGUGGGAGCUUGACGAAGAGGAUGGUGCCUAUGUUCGAGGUAUGAGGGCCGGUGAUACUAGUGUGGGCGCCUUUAUCGAAAACUAUACGCUCGAAUUCGACAAUAAGGUUGUCAAGGGCGGUAUAGGUUGGACAGUGGCUUUCCCAAUAGCAUCUCCUGCGAGAGGAAUUCAACUCUACUUGGUUGCUGAGGCGCAACCUUAUGCCAACGCAGACACUACUAUUUUCCUUCUAAACUCGAUUGUAUUGGGUAAUGGGUACUUUGGUGUUAACGUCACCUCUGACAUUGUGGCAUUUAGACACGUUCCACGAGCCUAUUUCUGUCGAGAACAACCAGUGAUUUCGAGUUGGGACUGUGUUCGACGGGAAGAGUCUCGCCGUUGCCAUCGGAGACGCUGUCGUGUUCAAUGUUUCGUUGAGUGACUACCCUAUCAACGGCUCGCGGAUCCCAGGUUCCUAGGCGUUCUAUCCUGUAUAG
This is a messenger RNA of Aaosphaeria arxii CBS 175.79, 684 nucleotides long. RefSeq lists its product as uncharacterized. The transcript is spliced from 2 exons. NCBI's taxonomy places the organism in Eukaryota, Fungi, Ascomycota, Dothideomycetes, Pleosporales. Bases 207 to 629 code for a protein of 140 amino acids. The record is from RefSeq and is a predicted model, not a curated record.